AUGUCAUUUCACUAUGAAAAGUCGUAUCUAGUGGACAGCAGACUGGAGAGCCUCGAGAACCUCGAUUUCGACGGCGGCCUCGGCAGCAACCGACUCAUCGGCAGAGGAAGCGUUUUUGUUGGCCUCAGCGAGUUGUGUUUUGAUGCUUUCGGAGGAGAAGGCGUCCAAUGGGAAAACCUCGACGGUGGAGACGUUCAACUUGGAGCCUGGGAGGAUGCUGGCAAAGCCUCCAGAGAUGAAAUAUUUGGAGGUGGUUCCGCUGGACUCGAUGACCUCGACAACACCAGGGGCCAAUUCUUCAACAAAUGGAACGUGGUUGGCGAGCACACCCAAUUCUCCCGACACAGCAGGCAGAUUGACCUGGGCAACUUCUUUGUGGGUGAAGAUGGCCUGUUUGUUAGCGGCGAUGAUAUCGGACAUGUAUACUUACUUCGUGAGGGGCCACAAGGGACAGCUUCAAAACGUCAGGGUUGA
This is a messenger RNA of Ogataea philodendri, 474 nucleotides long. RefSeq lists its product as uncharacterized. Lineage: Eukaryota; Fungi; Ascomycota; Pichiomycetes; Pichiales; Pichiaceae. Bases 1 to 474 code for a protein of 157 amino acids. The transcript has a single exon. The record is from RefSeq and is a predicted model, not a curated record.